GUCGCCGAGUCCAUUUUACACCGGCGCAGCCGGGCCGCAGUCGGCGGAGCGGUCUCCAGUUUUACAGUCAAAACCUAGGGAAAAAACCCCCGGCCUUCUCCAGAAACAUAGUAAGCGUGCCAAAAGCAUAUACUUGCUGGGAACAAAGGAUGUGAUGGAGCUGCUUGAAGAAGAUCUCACGUGCCCAAUCUGUUGCAGUUUGUUUGAUGAUCCCCGAGUGUUGCCUUGCUCACACAACUUCUGCAAGAAAUGCUUAGAAGGGCUCUUAGAGGGGAACGUGCGGAAUUCGCUGUGGAGACCAGCUCCAUUCAAGUGUCCUACCUGCCGGAAGGAAACCUCAGCUACUGGAGUAAAUAGUCUGCAGGUUAAUUACUCCCUAAAGGGUAUUGUGGAGAAAUACAACAAAAUCAAGAUUUCUCCCAAAAUGCCAGUGUGCAAAGGACAUUUGGGGCAGCCUCUCAACAUCUUCUGUGUAACUGAUAUGCAGCUGAUUUGUGGGAUCUGUGCUACUCGUGGUGAUCACACCAAGCAUGUCUUCUCUUCUAUUGAAGAUGCCUACACUCGGGAAAGGGAUGCCUUUGAGUCCCUCUUUAAGAGUUUUGAGACUUGGCGUCGGGGAGAUGCUCUCUCCCGCUUAGACACUUUGGAAACAAACAAGAGGAAAUCCCUCCAGUUACUCACUAAAGAUUCAGAUAAAGUAAAGGAGUUUUUUGAGAAGUUACAACACACAUUGGAUCAAAAGAAGAAUGAAAUCCUGUCUGACUUUGAAACUAUGAAGCUUGCAGUUAUGCAAACCUAUGACCCGGAGAUCAACAAAAUCAACACUAUUUUGCAGGAACAGCGGAUGGCCUUCAACAUUGCUGAGGCUUUCAAAGAUGUCUCAGAACCUAUUAUAUUUUUGCAACAGAUGCAGGAGUUCAGGGAGAAAAUCAAAGUAAUCAAGGAAACUCCUUUGCCACCUUCUAAUCUGCCCACAAGCCCUUUAAUGAAGACCUUUGAUACCAGUCAGUGGGAGGACAUUAAACUAGUUGAUGUGGAUAAACUGUCUUUGCCUCAAGACACAGGCGUGUUCACUAGCAAGAUUGCCUGGUACCCCUAUCUGCUGCUCAUGGUGGUAGUUCUGUUGGGUCUCCUCAUAUUCUUUGGCCCCACUGUAUUUCUGGAGUGGUCUCCACUUGAUGAAUUGGCAACUUGGAAAGACUGUCUUUCAAGCUUCAAUUCUUACGUGACUAAAUCAGCUGAUUUUGUAGAACAAUCUGUUUUUUACUGGGAACAGAUGACAGAUGGGCUUUUCAUUUUUAGUGAAAGAGUUAAAAAUGUUAGUUUGGUAGUACUGAACAAUGUGGCAGAAUUUGUAUGCAAAUAUAAACUUUUAUAAACGUCUUUCAGUUACACAGUUUCUUGAUGGGAUUGUUAGAGAACACAGGAAUAAUUCAGAUCUGAUCAAGAUUCCAGUCUGUUUCUUUUUGAAGUAAUUUCUUUAAUAAUGUCAUUUGAAGUUUAGUAGUCCUAAACCUUCCCUUCCUUCUUAAAGAUGGUUUUGAAAUAAAUAUUGUUUCUCUAAA
This is a messenger RNA of Grammomys surdaster, 1565 nucleotides long. It is a transcript of the gene Trim13, whose product is annotated as tripartite motif containing 13. The transcript is spliced from 3 exons. Lineage: Eukaryota; Metazoa; Chordata; Mammalia; Rodentia; Muridae. Gene Ontology annotation, biological process: positive regulation of canonical NF-kappaB signal transduction; innate immune response; positive regulation of macroautophagy. The record is from RefSeq and is a predicted model, not a curated record. The coding region runs from base 155 to 1378 and encodes 407 amino acids. Gene Ontology annotation, molecular function: zinc ion binding.